Molecule: messenger RNA, 564 nt
Organism: Exophiala bonariae
Lineage: Eukaryota; Fungi; Ascomycota; Eurotiomycetes; Chaetothyriales; Herpotrichiellaceae
Exons: 3
Coding region: 1-564 (187 amino acids)
Biological process (GO): amino acid transmembrane transport
Cellular component (GO): membrane
Molecular function (GO): amino acid transmembrane transporter activity
Source: RefSeq, a predicted model, not a curated record
AUGACCGAUAUAUACGUUGCAUCGCGGUGUGUGUACGGGCUAGCAAGAGACAGCCAAGCUCCCCGUGUCUUGGCCAAGGCUCUGGACAACGGUAACCCCAUCAUGGCCGUCAUCUUAUCUUCACUGUUUGUCUUAGUCGGUUAUCUCAACUCUAGCAAGUCUGCCGCUUCAGUGUUUCAAUACUUUGUGAGCCUGGUGACCGUGUUUGCGGUUCUGAAUUGGAUCGCUGUCCUCAUCUCAUUCCUUUGCUUCCGCCGAGCGCUCAAGGCACAAGGCAUUCAGGUCAAGGAGCUGCCGUAUGUUGGCUACCUCCAACCUUACGGCGCUUACUAUGCAUUGGUCAUCUCAUUCGCCAUAUUAAUUUUCAAUGGAUACGACGCGUUCGUGCCGCAUUUCAAGGCGAGGACGUUCGUGCUUAAAUACCUUGGCAUUGUGCUUUUUGGUGGGAAUUUUCUUUUCUGGAAGCUGUUCAAGCGCACGGGGUGGCUCCGACCUGCUGAAGUUGAUCUUUUCACGGACAGGCAGGAAUUGAGAGAUGUGGUGCAAGGAGCGGACGCCCAAUGA